Molecule: messenger RNA, 231 nt
Organism: Suillus fuscotomentosus
Lineage: Eukaryota; Fungi; Basidiomycota; Agaricomycetes; Boletales; Suillaceae
Exons: 1
Source: RefSeq, a predicted model, not a curated record
UCUCCAGUCAAACGUCGCAUUUUGCCUGACAAGGCUACGGAUUCGUCGUAUAGCAGCUGGAAAACACUGAUACCCUUCCUUGUCGAACCUCAUCUCAAAUAUUCGGCACGAACGCUAGCGACAGCACUGGAGAUCACCCCCAAGGUUAUCUCUGCAUGUGCAACACUUUUGUGCCCUCAAAAGCGAACAUCAAUCGCGUGUUUAUUUUUUGACAGUAGGUUUCUUAUCUAC